Molecule: messenger RNA, 1248 nt
Organism: Penicillium paradoxum
Lineage: Eukaryota; Fungi; Ascomycota; Eurotiomycetes; Eurotiales; Aspergillaceae
Exons: 4
Coding region: 1-1248 (415 amino acids)
Source: RefSeq, a predicted model, not a curated record
AUGUCCCAUUUUCGCGUAAUCAAGCAUGAGGUUCGCGCUCAGAAUGUACGAGAACGUCCUGGAGCUGUAAAAUUCGGCCAUGAACGGGAGCUUCGACUUGAAGUCAAGCAAUAUAUUCCACGGGACAAUCCCUUUCCCACAGAGGGCGAUCUAACGAUCAUUGGGGCCCAUGCGAACGGAUUUCCAAAGGUUGAGCUUUACGAGCCCCUCUGGGAUGAUAUCUACGAAAAUUUGCGUGCUCACAACCGGCGUAUUCGAGCAAUCUGGAUUGCAGAUGUUGUUCAACAAGGACAAAGCGGUGUUUUGAACGAAGCGAUUUUGGGAGACGAUCCGAGCUGGUUUGAUCACGGGCGAGACUUGCUCUUUGUGUUAAAUCAGUUCCAGGAUCAGAUUACCCAGCCCAUAAUAGGAGUGGGCCACAGUAUGGGAGGCAUGCAAUUAACUCAUCUUUCGUUGAUGCAUCCGUCACUCUUCCAGGGACUGAUAUUAAUCGAUCCCGUCAUCCAGCUAGAGAAUCCAAGCCUUAAAUAUGCAUUACCCUCUACCUACAGGCGGGAUCAUUGGCCCUCUCGCGUCGAAGCUGCGAACAAGUUCAGGUCUAGCAGCUUUUACCGAGCGUGGGACCCUCGUGUUCUCGAGAAGUGGAUUGAAUAUGGACUUCGAGAUCUGCCGACAAAGGUGUAUCCCAUUUGCCACGAAACUGGAACCCAGCAACCAGCUGUCACUCUAACCACACCCAAAACGCAAGAGCUAUUUACUUUCCUGCGAUCUUCAUAUGUUGAUAGGAGAUCAGGCUUGCCCCGAGGAUCACCCCAGGAGGAAAUGCACCCAGAUGACAUAGAUAACAGCCCAUUCUAUCGACCUGAGCCCCCACACAUUUUCCGCCGACUGCCUGAACUGAAACCUGCGGUCAUGUAUCUAUUCGGAAGCAGUUCUGAUCUUUCCUCUCCCACUGCCCGUCAAGACAAGCUACGAAUCACCGGUACAGGUGUGGGGGGAAGCGGUGGUGUAUCUCGUGGUCGAGUGCAGGAAGUUGUCCUUCCCUGCGGUCACCUAGUCCCUAUGGAACUGGUUCGAGAAAGUGCCCAAGCAAGUGGUGAUUUCAUUGAUUCUGAAUUAUCGUACUGGGAAUCCCAAACUUCGGCGUUUCGCAAAGCCUGGGAAUGCAUUCCGCAGGACGAACGCGUAACUAUCGACAAGCAGUGGGAAGAUAACAUUGGACCCUUACCCAAACGGCCCAAGCUUUGA